UUUUGUACCACCCCCCACCCAUAUAUGUACAUACACAUUGCACUGCAUUGCACGCAAACUAUGUAUUUAACAUAUUACCGGCAUAAUUUAUGUGCAACUUUUAACAUCUAAACAUUAUUAAACAUAACAAUAAACCCAUAAAUAAUAGUUGAGUGUAAAUUUUUCCAAUUAUUUUCAUAGUAGACAAUUAAAUUUAAAGUUAGCAACAAUGAACGACGAAAAAUCAACGGCAGGGGAUACCUGGACUCCUUAUAAAGAACUUCAUAAUUUAAUUGAAACAUAUGUGAUAUCUUCAUCAAAUGUUCAAGAUCCACAGUACCAUGAGUUGAUGGAGGUACUCCGUAAUUAUCGUCAAAAUUUUUUGACAUUAAUGAAAAAUCCACCAAAAAAUUCAAAAAGUCGUGAAGAUAUUCAAAAAGGAGUAACUGAAGGUGUCACACUUCCAGGUCAUGGCCAUCAUGUUUUAUCAAAAGAACUUGUUGAUGAAACAAUAAUAAUAUCUGACAUGUAUGAUUUAAAUGAAUUUAUGGCACUUGAUUUAUUGUGUACAGCUCAACAACAAAUGCCAUAUCAUCCUGGUUUAACUCGUGGUCUAACAGCAAUAUUACUUUAUUAUGAUGGAAGAAGAGCAUUGACAUCAUCAUUAAGAACACUUGUACAAGCAAGAAUUGGUCAUAGUUGGGUACUUGAUACUCCAGUAACAUUAACUAAAAAAAUAACAGAAUAUACAAAUAAAAUGCAAGAUGAUGGUCUUCUUGAUAGAAUAUUAUCACUUCUUGAAAAUAUGGAUCCAACAAAAGAACAAGAUUUAUUACAACAAAAUCGUGCUCUUGGUAAUGCAAAACAUCAUCAAAUGGUUAUGAGAUUGUAUAAUGAUACAAGACAAGAUUUAGCUGAUAUAUUAUAUCUUUGGAGUGCUCAAUCAUCAUUACCAACACAAAUAACUCAUCGUUUAAUGAAUUUAUUACAAAAAAGACAACCAGAAUUGGAGGGUGGUACUGGUGGUCCUGAUAAAGUAACACUAGCACUUAUAAUGGCAUUAUUAAAUGCUUUAAAUUUGAGUUCAUUACAUAGUCGUGAAGAUGGUGAAGCUAUUGUAAGAAAUAUACCAAUAGUAUCACAACCAGGUUUUCUUGAAGAACUCAUUCAAGAAUUAAUGAAUUAUGAUAUUGUUUGGGAAUCAAAUGGUUUACGUGGUCUUGUACAAUUUGCAAUGGCUGUUGCAAUAACAACAACUAAAUCUGGUGCAAAUUUAUCAAGUCAAAAUAUAACAAAUGAAGAUGAAAUUUUACUUGAAGCAGCAUUAUCAAAUAAAGCAUUUCAUUUUUUAACAAAUGUUAUAUUUCAAAGUGAAGAUAUACAUAAAGAAGAAUUUUAUAUUCGUUAUUUUCAUACAUUUAUAUCAGAUUUUAUAACACUUAUGCCAUUAAAAGUUAAAGAAUUACGUAGUCGUGCUGAUGAAUCAAUGAGAUUUAUUGCUGCUUAUCAACAAGAAGGUAUUGAUCCACCAAUGAAUUUAGAUGAUCAUUUUGAAUAUUUAAUGUUAAUGAUUGCUGAAUUAUAUAAAAAAGAUCCAUUAAAAUUAAAUUUAGUUGUUGAUUAUUGGUGUCAACAUACUGAAUCAUCAAAUCAUUUAUCAACAACAAAUCAUACAUCAUCAAAAUUACCAUCACGUCAAGUUGCAUUAUUUAAAUUUGUAAGAUUAGCUGGUGAAAUAUUACCAGCUGGUUUAUUUGUAUCAUAUUUAAAAAUGAUUGCAUCACUUGCAUCAUCAAAUCAAGCAGCAAGACAUGCAUUUAAUUUUUUAAAACCAAAUGGUUCAUCUGGCUCAACAAUAUCAUGGGAUCAUUUUUUUUCAUCAUUAAGUCGUUAUUAUUAUAAUCUUCGUCAAGAAUUACCACCAAGUCAAGAUACAAUAUAUCGUCAAAGAAAUCAUCCAAAAGGUAUAACACCACAUGAAGUUAAAGGUCUUGAAGCUGUAUUAAAUGUUGUACAAGUUGUUGCAAAAUAUGAUGAAAUGUCAAGAGUUGCAAUAUGUGAUCAUCCUGGUUGGGGAUUAUUACCAUCAUUAAUUGGUCUUGUUGGUUGUGCAAUGCCAAUACCAUUAAAAGGUGUAUUAAUAAAAACGCUUGCUGCACUUGCAAAAUCAUCAGAAAGUUCAUCAACAAUAUGGCAAAGUCUUGAAGCUGCACAAAUAUUAUGUACAAUACCAACAACAAGUAGUUAUCAACCACGUGGUGUACAAACUGAAUUAGAAGAAAUUGAAUCAAGAAAUGAAGAAUAUCCAUUAACACGUGCUAUGCUUGAAUUACUUGAUGCACUUACUGAUUUUCCAAUUCCAAGAUUAUUAGGUGUUGGUACAAGAAAUCCUGGUUUUGAUCCAUAUCUUUAUUUUAUUAUAAAUACAGUAUUUUUAAGAUUUAAUACAAGAUCAUAUAAAAAUUCUGGUGAAAAAUGGCAAGUUGCUGAAUUAUGUUUACGUAUAUUUGAAAAAUUAAUAUCACAAUAUGAGCCAUCUGUUGAUGAUUUUAUUGGUUCUAAAGUUGAAUUACAAGGUGGUGAAUCAACAAUUAUUAAUCCAGAACCAGGUUAUCAUUUAAUGACACAAUUACAUUCAAAAUCUGAAUUUUUACGUGUUAUAUUAUAUAUACUUGAUGAAGGAAGACAUCAUUUAGAUACAUAUGAUACAUUACCUGGUAAAAUACAUCUUGAAAAUGCAACAUUAUAUGCAUUACGUAUGUUAGAACGUGGUUUAAUAAUGCAACAUCAUUAUAUGUCACAAUUAUCAGCAGCAACAUCAACAAAUAAAAUAUUAACUGGUUUAUCAAGAUUAUUACUUGGUGUUAAUACAAGAACUGAAAAACCAGAUCAUAUGAUUAAUAUUGCAAUGUAUAUAUCAUAUAAUAAUUGGUUACGUAAACAUGCAUAUGCUGCUAUUGGUGUUAUACAAGGUGUUGCUAGUGAACCAAGUGCUGAUUCUGAAUUAUUAUCAACAUUUACAUCAACACCAACAUUAACAUUAUCAAUAAGACAUGGUUUUGUUGAAUGUUUAGAUAUGGAUAAUGAACAAAUAUCACAAGAUACAGAUAAUAAUUAUGAUAAUAUAAAUAAUGAACCAGCUGGUAAUUGUAAAGAUAGAAUACUUGUUUUUUUAAUGCAAAGUAUUGCUCGUCCAUCACCAAAUUUAGCACAUUAUUUAUUGGGUUUUGAUAUAACAAAAGACAUAAGAAAAACAGUUAUACAACAACCAGGUAUACUUGGUUAUCCACGUACAUGUUUACAUUCAAUUUUAGGAAUAUUAGAACAAUCACUUGAACGUGGACGUGAUAAAAUAACUGAAGCAUGUUAUUGGUUUUUACAUAUAUUAUCAGCAAAUAAUAAAACAUCUGUUUCAGUAUUAAGAUUUUUAAGAACAGCAAUGAAUCAAGAUUUUGUACAACGUCAUUUAUCUAAAAUGCCAUUUCAAGGUGAUAAUCGUGCAACAGAACUUGCUUGUAUGUCAUGGUUAUUAAAACUUGCUGCAAUUGAAUUACGUGUUGCUGGUGGAAGUUUACAAAAUAAUUUAGUACAACGUCUUAUUGGUACAACAUCAUCAUCAUCAACAACAACAACAUCAUCUUUAUCAACAACAACUACAGCAAAUAAUGAACGUGAACAAGUACUUCCAUUUCAAAAAUUACUCAUGGAUUUAUUGCAUUAUAUUGAUUUUCAAUUGGUACAAGAAACAUCAAAAUCAUGGGAAUUUUUUGAUCCAAAUCAAGUUGAAAUAGUAUUUGGUAAAUGUUGUACACCAAUGUUACCACAAGGUGGUCCACAAUUAGUUGAUAUAAGAAGAUUACAUUCAUUAAUAUCUGAUGAACUAUCAAUAACUCAAAGUAGUGCAACAGCAACACAAAGAAAAUUAAUGCAACAAGAAUUACAAUCAAUUCUUGCAUAUGCAUUAAGAAAAAAUCAAAUAAAAACAUUAUCAUAUUCAACAGUUAAAUUUGUUGAAGGUUGGUGUCAAGCAACUGAAAUGUUAUUUUCAAUAGCAACAAAUCAACAAUUACCAGCUGGACAACGUCAAAAUCUAUUGUUAAAUUUAUCACAUGAUUUAUUACAAAAAAUGACAUCAUGUGAAGCAUUAAGUGAAAUAAAAACACUUGUAUCUGGUACUGUGCUAAUAUUAUUGGUUAAUUUAAAAAAUACAUUUGCAACUGAAAAAGAUAAUUUACCAGCAUCAUCACCAUCAUAUACAACAACAAUGAAAAUAAUACUUGGACAUAUUUUACAAUGGAUAUUAAAUUCUGGUGCAUCAUCACAAAAAGUUAGAACACAUCUUUAUGGUGCAUUAUUAAAUUUUUUGUCAGUUGUUGGUAUGGAAAAACAAGAAAAAAAUAACUAUUAUUCUGAUUCAAAUUUAAAUUAUGUUAGUCAAUUGGAUUCAUCAUUAUAUAGAGCACUUCCAGUACAUGAAAAAUCUCAUCGUUAUGCAACAAUACAAGUUAUAAAUGGUUUUGGUGAUAAACUUAUGGAUAUUAUUUGUCAUAAUUGUUCAGCUGGUCAUGAUGUUUGUAAAAUGUUAACAUUAUCAUGUCUUGAUAAAAUACUUGAAUUAGAUUAUGAUAAUUCAUGGAUAAUAUAUUUAUCAAGUCGUGGUUAUCUUAAACAUAUGAUUGACAGUUUAUUAGAAUCAGAUAAUAUGUUGAGAAAUAUGUUACAACCAGAUCCAGGUACUUUACGUCCAAUAUAUCUUUAUGAAGCUAAAAUGGCAACAUUUUGUCGUAUGGCAUCAACAAAAUUAGGUGCUGAAAAUUUAUUAGAAAAUAAAAUAUUAUCAUGUUUAUCAAGUAUGACUGUAUUUGAUCAUCAUCCAGAUAUACAUAUUGGUUUUGAUUCAGCUGAUGUAUCAUUUCUUCCAUCAAUUGGACAACGUUAUCAACAAAUUUUUUUACCAGCUUUAUAUCUUUGUGAUGCAUUAUUAACAACAUUAGGAACUGAAAAUCAAUCAUGUGCUGUACAAGUUUGUGGAUUUCUUCAAAGUCAUCGUGAUACUGUUGAAAUGGUAUUGAGAAAUGCAACACCAAGAGCUAAUAAAUUAUUUUUAAAAGAAGUUGCUUGUUUAACUGGUGUUAUUGCAAGAUCAGCAAAUAUUGAUAUGUAUCAACUUGUUGAAGAAGAAUUAGGUAAAGUUGAUACAAUUGAUAAUAAUUUUUUGGAUAAUACUGGUAUACGUGAAUUACGUGCACAUCUUUAUCGUUUACAAAAAUUAAUUGUCAGUCUUAUACCAAAAUUUAAUCCACAAAAUUUAAAUAUUUAUGGUAAUAAUCAAGAUGAUAUUGAUCAACAACGUUAUUCAUCAAUACAAAUAUCAGCAAAUGUAUUUUUAUAUGCUAGAAAUCAAAUGCAACAUACACAUAUGGAUCAAAAAAUUCGUAAUUUAUUAUUUGAACCAUAUUUAUCAAAAUGUAAUGGUAAUAAAGAUAAUACAAAUAAAAAUGAUACAAGUGGUGUUACACUUGGUUCAAUUGUUGAACAACUUGUAUCAUCAACAAAUACAAUGCAUUCUGAAUUACCAAUACUUGAUACACUUAUUAAAAGAGCAUCAUUAUCAAGAGAUAUGGGAACAACUGAUUUAAAAAAAUAUUUAAUUGAAGAAGAAAUGGAUUUAGAUACAAAUAAACAACGUUUAAUUGUUGAAAAAAGACUUGAAAAACAAGCUGAUGAUAAAAGACAAAAUAUUAAAUAUUUAUCAUUAAUUAUUGAACAUAGUCUUUAUAUUUUAUGGUCACAUUUAGAUUUUUAUGCAACAAAUUCAUCAGCUAAACAUUUUAGAAAUCAAGGUGGAAUGGAUGAAAGUAUCAUGGAAUUUCGAGUAUCACCUGAAAUGUUGUCAGAUUUAAAACAAGGCUUAAUUUCAAUUCUUAAUGACAGUUUUGUUUCACAAUUACUUGAUACUCAGCAUGAAUAUUCAAUCAUUGAAAGAAGUUUUAUUGAAGCACUUGUUCGAAGAAUCAAAAGAUUACUACAAUUCAUUAUUGUCAAGUAAAAAAAAAAAAAAAAAGAAAAGAAAAAAAAA
Messenger RNA from Aphidius gifuensis, 6058 nucleotides. RefSeq names its product nuclear pore complex protein Nup205 (gene Nup205). Gene Ontology annotation, molecular function: structural constituent of nuclear pore. The coding region runs from base 209 to 6028 and encodes 1939 amino acids. Gene Ontology annotation, cellular component: nuclear pore; nuclear pore inner ring. The transcript has 4 exons. Lineage: Eukaryota; Metazoa; Arthropoda; Insecta; Hymenoptera; Braconidae. Gene Ontology annotation, biological process: nuclear pore organization. The record is from RefSeq and is a predicted model, not a curated record.